AUGGAGGAGAAAUCCCUCAGGAGAGAACUUUGUAUAUUAUUAUGUCACCAUUUACGAACAAAGAUGCCAGAUAUAUAUCAGAAAAUAUGCGAAUACUGCAAAGAGAACAGUCUUUUACCCGUCGGCUGUUCAAGUAUUGAAGAAGCUUUAAAUACUAGGUACUCCUCAUUUGCAGAAGAUCAAUUUGUCGCAUUUAUUCGGUCACUCAGACCUGAUGAUGAUUUCCCAAGUAUAUUUAGACGCAUUAUGCCUUUUCAAAAAAAUAUAGAAACGAUUAAUAUUCACGACAUCAAACCAUAUUCACGCACAUUUAUGCACUUAGAUGCUAUCUACUGUAUGUGCACAGACCCUGCAUCUAGAAUUUUAUGCACUGGUUCAGAUGAUAAACUAAUAAAAGUCUGGUCUUUGCCAGAUCUAAGGCCCAUUCAAGUAUUUAAAGGGCACGAAAAUGUUAUCACAAACAUAAAUAUCAAUCCAUUAUCAACAAUGCUCGUUUCAAGUUCUCAAGAUAAAACUUUGCGAAUUUGGUCUCUUAAAACAGGUAGAUGCAUCGCUGUUUUGGGAGGCUUUACAACAGAUGUUAUCCAUUAUUGCUGUUUUAGCCCUGUAGGAUCAAUGAUUGCCGCUGGAUGCGAAGAUGGAACUGUUCAUUUAUGGACAACGGCAGAUGCAGUGCAAGGAAAACCAUCGUCACAUGUAUUUAAAUCACGUACAAAGGGUGCAGUCCGCUGGAUUUCUUUCUCUCCUGGUGGAGAAUUCAUUGUUUACAGUAGCGAGCCAAAUUGCGUCGCAAUUAUACCACUUAAGACAUUAAACGAAGUUAUACUACCGCCAGACCACACGUCCGUCUGCGAUUUCGUUGGUUUUUCAAAUCAUUUAUAUUCAAAUCACGGAGAACUUGGUCCUCGCCUCAUUACAGUCAGCAAUGAAGAUGGUGGUUGCAAUUCAUGGCUCCUUGAGAACCUCCAAUGGAAAAAACAACACGCAUUUAAGAAUGUCGGUACAGUUGGUCGUCGUGCCUCAAAAAUUACAUGCACAGCGUUGAACUGUGACGAAAAUGUCUUAAUUAUUGCAAGAACAACAGGCGUUUACAUAUAUCAUUUAAUGACAGGUGAAAUGCUCGGAGAUAUCAUGGAUUGCGCGGCCGCAAGAGAAUGUAGUGCUAUUUCUCCUCAUCCAACAAUCCCAUCCAUCAUAUUUAUAGCGAACAGAACCGGAGAAGUCGCUGUAAUUAAUGCAUAUACUUGCAGAAUCGUUUGCCAGACUUCUUUGCCCACGGAUUACUCUUUUAUUGAUGCAUGCUGGUCCCACGAUGGCAAAUGGAUCUUCGCAACCGAUAUCCUGGGAAGCGUCACAACGUUUACAAUAAACGGGGUCGGCCUCACAAAAGAAAAUUUUGAGAGGGACAUUUACGAAUCCCUUGAACCAUCGAAAGAUGGGACAAGGCAGUUUAUGGACCGGAACGGAAUAUUACUACAGAAGCAGCCGGACUGCAUAGAUAUCAGAAACCUCGAUUUGCAGCUCCAAAUGCUUCAGGGUCCCGUAAUUCAAAGUUGUGCCGCUGAAUUACACAUUGUACAGAGAAUUGUAUCCGGAGAAAGAGUACCGGCAGCAGUAACUGAUGCACCUGCUGCUGUCGCUGCACCACCUCAACAUAUAAGAUCGAGUAUAGAAUUACCAUUCAAUCCUUGCGGACCAAACCCAAUACCGCCACCUGCGACAACUACAGAUAUCACAGCAGAUGAUGAUAAUCAGGAGCUCAAGGUCGAAAUCCAAAGCGAUACAGAAGAUUGGAUUUUCGAUUUAGAAAAAGAUAAAGACAAUUCUUACUUGGUCCAAGGGCCAGUUUACUCAAGGACAUUACCAGAAAACGAAAAAUGGCCUGCUUGGGCAAAGAUUUUAGCCGUAGAUGAUAAUAUUUACGUUCCUCAUCAUAUGGAUGAAGUAAUGUUCAUCAGAGAAGCUUACGAUGGCGAUUCUGUGAUCACUGAGUCGACUCGCGCGUUCAUUACUGCAAUGGAAGUAACCGGAGAGAAAGAUACAGCGAAAGUAACCCUUUCUUUCCCUUCAAACAAGGAGUACAAGCUAGAACUUGUUGUAAAAUACCCUAAUCCUAAUACUUUGGUUCCAUUAUCUCGUUAUAGAUACGCAACAACUGAAUUAAUCGCUUCUUUAGUUGUUGGACAAACGAUAUCUUACUUCAAGCAUAUCGACUGGUUCGAUUUCCAAGUUGUAGAGGCUACAAUCGAACAAGUCAACAGAGAAAGUCCAUAUAAUGGAAUUGAAAUCACUGAAAAAGUGACAUGUGAAAAAGUGACAAUUUCACCAUGGGAAGUUUUAUAUAUUGACAACAGGUUAAUUAGCUAUCCUGAUACUCCUGAAACCACGAAGGCCAAGCAAUUGCAGUUAAUGACCAGUAUUGAAGCGAUUAAAUCUGAUGAAUCGUAUAAGGCUUUCCUGAAGGCCGCUCAGAUGCCAGCUUUCAAGGAUUUGGCUAUCCCGAUGUCAAUGGAGUUCUAUUUCGAAAGACUUAGCUCUUGUUUCUAUAGAAACGUCCACGGAUUGUUGUAUGAUACUAAAUUGUUGUUUGAAGUGACCGAAAAAUGCCUCGCAGGUGAAGACAACCUUAAGGACAAGGCAAAGAAGGUCUUGAUGAUUAUGCAGAAGGUGAUGGAUAUACAUAAGAAGACUAAUACUGAUUAA
Messenger RNA from Trichomonas vaginalis G3, 2703 nucleotides. Its product is annotated as regulation of cell shape. Gene Ontology annotation, biological process: regulation of cell shape; regulation of transcription by RNA polymerase II; cytoskeleton organization. The transcript has a single exon. NCBI's taxonomy places the organism in Eukaryota, Parabasalia, Trichomonadida, Trichomonadidae. Gene Ontology annotation, cellular component: nucleus. Bases 1 to 2703 code for a protein of 900 amino acids. Gene Ontology annotation, molecular function: protein binding. The record is from RefSeq and is a predicted model, not a curated record.